AUGGUUGUGCGGGAGACUUCCAAUAAUCAAACAACAGAUGAUGGCAUCGAGUCUGAACGCUUCGCGCAUUCCGCGUUCAUAAAUGCGACGUACUGGGAUUUAGAGAUCGCACAAAUACCGGAAGCUUUAGAUUCCCAUUCUGUAACGAUUUCGAAAUUUCUUCAACAAACCUGUGUCAAUCAGAGGCCAUCGGAUUUCUCGCUUUCAUCAAGUUUCUGUGCUAAUGAUGAAAUGAUAUCUAUAUCGGAAACCCAUGCGUCAGUGACUGGCAAUGGAUACGUUCAGUCCGACCUUGAUGAUCUCCUUCGACGAAUGGCUUUUGUCGAUGAUUCGCCUCCAACGUUGGCCGUUCGGUUCGCUUUGGCUUCAUUGUCAGCGCUGCGCAGAGCCGGUCCACUUUCAAAAGCUGCUGAAUAUCAUCGUGGGAGGACCAUUUCGAUACUUCGGAUGUCUAUAGAGCAGCCACACAUCAACGGAAGAGAUGCUCUCCAAGCGAUGGCAGCGAGCCUACUGAUGAGCAUGUAUGAGGCUUUGAGCAGCUCUCAAUCUCCCAUGAGCUGGACUGUCUUUUUCUGUGGUUCUAAAAGAAUUGCUAAAAUCAUUUAUGAGUACGACAAAACAUAUGAGAAUGAUUCUUCAACCCUCCUUGACUGGUUACUUUACCACGAUGUUAUGUACAAGUUCACCAUCCACCAUUGGGCCCAAAGGCUGGACGAGCAGCGCAAAUUGGCGGCCGAACAAAAGUUCGUCUCGAAGGAACUCAAUUCACCUUUGCGGAAUAUAAUUAUACCGUCGAUUGGCUGCUCACUUGAACUUCUGGAGAAUAUCGCUCUGGUCAUCGACCUUGUUCUGGAUCGUCACGACCCCUCCUUUCUGUCUCCAGAACAUGUCCAGAACGCGAGAGCCUUAGUAACAAGACUUGAGAAAAUUCGGCAGGAACAGAAAGUUGAUCUCCCUUGUGAAGGUCACUCGGACUCUUCACUGGUCACUGUCGACGAAAGGCUCAGAACAAGCAACAUGGCGGAACUUUUCCGUAUCGCGACGCUCAUUUACCUUCACCGGUUGGGAAUGAAUCUACGUGCGUCAUCUCCCAAGGUCCUGAGUCUCGUCCAGUCUGCUUUUGGUCUUCUUGAAACUUCUAUUACGUGUGAAAGACCGUUCCCGCUCUUUGUUGUCGCCCUGGAAGCCCGAACGGAAGCACAGCGCCGGUUUGUUAUUGAUGUCAUCGAAAAAACGCUCGCAAAAUCGGCAUGUUCUGCAAAAAUACUCUUGUUGAGGCGAAUGAUUGAAGCUGCUUGGCUCCAGGAAGAUUUGCGAGAUGAAGAUGACUCGGAUAUGCUUUUCAUAUAUAACGUGGUCAUUAGCGCGAAUAAGGUCCCCCCCGCAUUUAGUCGCGAAGAAAGUUCCGAAGGGAAGUUGGUGACGUUUUACGCCAUGUCGAGCUUGAUGAGAGGCUCUCGAGAAGUGAAGCUGAAAAAGAAGGCACAGGCCGUCAGUGCAUCGACACUGAUGCAAACGAGAUACGAGCAAGUAUCUACCUUCGUGUCUCAAAGGAACCAAGAGCCAGAGUCCAAGGCGCUGCAGAUGUUAACUAUGCGCUACCCAUGGCAAUCGUGGAGUUUGAACAUCGAUAAGAUGGUGUCAUGGCCUACUGCCAACCCUGCCAAGCGCUCUGGUGCGGCUUGCAUUCCUACCGCACAAAGCACCACCACCACCACCACCAUCGCCACUCCAGCUUCUACACCUCCUGUCCCUCCACCCGCUCCAAGUACAACUCUUACGCAGAAAGUUACGCCGGCACCCUCCGUAAUCCCACCGGAUUUGACAAUCGCAGCGGAACCGAGAAUCCCUCCAGAGUCAUCAGUUGUCGUCACUCCUGUUGAAUCCCGGGUAAUCGUGACGAUGUCGGAAACAAAGCCCCCGAUCGAUAUCAAAUUUAUUCUGGAGAACGCGACCGCGGCAGAGAAAUGUAACCUACUUGCAGGAUAUGACUUUUGGCAUACAACACCCUUGCCCAACUACAAUGUCCCGUCGAUCCGGAUGUCCGAUGGGCCCAACGGGAUUCGAGGAACUAGAUUCUUCAAUGGUGUCCCUGCAGCAUGCUUACCAUGUGGCACGGCUCUAGGGGCAACCUGGGAUAUGGGGCUGAUUCAAGAAGCUGGAAUUCUAAUUGGCAAAGAAGCCAAAGCUAAAGGUGCGGCGAUUUGGCUGGGGCCAACCAUAAAUAUACAAAGAUCGCCUCUUGGUGGUCGAGGCUUCGAAUCAUUCGCGGAAGAUCCUCAUCUGUCCGGUAUGCUAGCAGCGGCCAUUAUUCAAGGUGUUCAGAGUGAAGGGGUGGUCGCAACCCCUAAACACUUCGUCUGUAAUGAUCAAGAGGACCGUCGGAGAGGAUUGGAGACGAUUGUCACCAGCCGAGCAUUGCGAGAGAUUUACCUGAAGCCGUUCCAGUUGGCAUUGGCGCACGGCAACCCUCACGCGAUUAUGACUGCUUACAACAAACUCAACGGAAAGCUUUGCUCGCAAAGCCCAGAUCUACUGCAGAAAAUUUUGAGGGAGGAGUGGGAAUUUCAAGGAGCUACGAUCAGUGACUGGUACGGCACGUACUCCACCAGCGAAGCAGUGAUCGCCGGGCUUGACCUCGAGAUGCCGGGCCCGUCGCAGUGGAGAGUCGAUUCCCGAGUCCGAAGUGUUCUCCGACUGGUCAAACAGGCUAGCAAAUGUGAGGUAUCAAAGGAAGAAAGUGUUCGAGACACCCCGGAAGAUCGAAACGUCCUUCGCCGUCUGGCAUCGGAAAGCAUCGUUUUGUUAAAAAACAAUGAUGCGCUGCUUCCUUGGGAGAAAGUCGAAAGCGUAGGAGUGAUCGGAGUUCAUUCCAAGGCUGCGAUCUAUUGCGGAGGCGGAUCCGCCCAACUGAGCCCUUAUUACGUGGUGACGCCAAUGGAGGGGAUUCAAUCGUACGUACAGAAUAUCGAGUACUGUCCCGGUGCCUAUGGCCACCAACUUCAACCGUUGUUGGGUCCGUUUGUGAAGACGAAGCCAGGGAUCACGGUGACCUUCUACAACCAUCCUCACACGUCGAACAACCGAGUACCGUUAGAAACGGUAGAAAUUGCCGAUUCGUCAUUCCAGCUAUUGGAUUACAAGCCACCAGGUGCGAGCGAGAUUUUCUAUGCCUCCAUGAGAGGGUCUCUCACUCCCGAGAAGACCGCCGUAUGGGAUUUUGGGGUCAUGUGCCACGGGACAGCGCUUUUAUACAUCAACGAAAAGCUCGUGAUCGAUAAUGCCACUCAUCAACGAGCCGGAGGGUCAUUCUUUGGCAGUGGAACGGUCGAAGAAUGUGGUUUUGUCGAGUUUCAGGCAGAGGUGACAUAUGAUAUCCGGCUUGAAUGGGGUAAUGGACGCACUUCGACGCUUCAACGACUCGGUGCCACUACACUAUCAAACGGUGGCGCUCGGUUGGGAGGGUGUCCAAGAAUAGAUGCAAAACAGGCAAUCGAUGAAGCAGUCUUGAUGGCAAAAAGCCAGAAGCACGUCGCCAUCUUCACUGGUCUCAACCAAGAGAUCGAGAGUGAAGGUUACGAUCGGAAAUCUAUGGACCUCCCCGGGCACACCGACGCUCUGAUUGAUGCGGUCCUCGACGCCAAUCCCAAUACAGUCGUGGUUGUGCAAUCUGGAACACCAGUGACGAUGCCUUGGGUCUCCAAAGCAAAGGCUGUGAUCCAAGCUUGGUAUGGCGGCAAUGAGUUGGGAAAUGCGAUCGCGGAUGUCAUAUUUGGUAAGGUGAAUCCUAGCGGAAAGUUGCCCAUGACCUUUCCCAAAGUGGUGCAAGACAACCCCGCCUUUCUUAACCUUAACGCCGAUGAUGGCAGAGUGUUGUAUGGAGAGGAUAUUUUCGUUGGAUAUCGAUUCUAUGAGAAGAUGAGGAAAGAGCCACAGUUCGCCUUUGGGCACGGCUUAUCGUAUACCACUUUUGCGCUGUCAAAUCUGGAAGUGUCUUCACCGGAUGUCCACCUUACGGUGCAGAACUGUGGCAAUCGACAGGGCGCAGAGGUUGUUCAAGUCUACAUUGCACCUGUACAGUCUGCCACCUGUCGCCCGGUAAAGGAACUGAAAGCAUUUGCCAAGGUCGUUUUAGCACCGGGAGAAGCAACAAAAGUGAAGAUGAGUCUUGACCGGAAUGCCACCAGCUACUGGAGUGAAACUCGGGACGCGUGGGUUUCCCAGAAAGGCGAAUAUGACAUAUUUGUCGGCACCUCCAGUGAUCGAAUCAUGUUGACUGCUCGGAUCACACAGGAGAGAACCGUCGUCUGGCGGGGGUUAUAG
Molecule: messenger RNA, 4323 nt
Organism: Penicillium lagena
Lineage: Eukaryota; Fungi; Ascomycota; Eurotiomycetes; Eurotiales; Aspergillaceae
Exons: 12
Coding region: 1-4323 (1440 amino acids)
Biological process (GO): glucan catabolic process
Molecular function (GO): beta-glucosidase activity
Source: RefSeq, a predicted model, not a curated record